Molecule: messenger RNA, 2526 nt
Organism: Schizophyllum commune H4-8
Lineage: Eukaryota; Fungi; Basidiomycota; Agaricomycetes; Agaricales; Schizophyllaceae
Exons: 5
Coding region: 119-2404 (761 amino acids)
Source: RefSeq, a predicted model, not a curated record
GACUUCUUCAGGUGGAAGAGUGAUGUGAGGAAGGAGUUCAAUAGUAAGCGGGGGAAGGGAUGAGCGCGCAACAAGCUACUUCUGUGAUAUUGCUUUUAUUGCAUAGAGCCUAUUCAGCAUGAACAUGGUAUGCCUGUACAUACACUCAUUGGUUGUCGUGGUUCCCGCGUCAUUUUCACUAAAAGGAUUUCUUCUUUAUGGGUCCCGAUUGAUCCACCACGUGCGUCUUCAUCCCAAUGCGGAAGGAGGUGGCGAAGACGUUUCGCCUUUCCCCGCUGCCGUCGUCGUCGUCGAGCAGCGCAGCCAACCUUACUAUCUAUUGGUGCCCGACACCAUGAGCGAACAACAACAAUUGACUUCUCCACCAACCUCGGAGGACAGGAGGAUGGACGAAACAAUGACAGACGAAGGAACAUCGCAUAUGCGUCAGCAGACCCCGCCAUCCCCCAGGUCCAUCCCAGCAGGGACGACGAACGACAGUGACGAAAAGAGCUCUCUUCCAUUGUCCAACGAUACAAAUAGCCUUGCCGGGGCGCAGAAACCAAGGGAAUUACGAUCGAACGCGCAGGCUGCGUACCUCCUUUUCCAACAGGACUACCUGCGGAGUGAACAGGGUUCUGGCGAUCGCAAGGAAGGAGAGGACGAAGGGGACAACGCCGCCGCCGCUGCGUGGAAGCAUCUCCCCGAAGAACAACGGCGGGCAUGGGAACAAAAGGUCGAGGGCAGCGCAUCCGAUCCCCCCGCUGAGGGCGCCGUCGACAAGGAUGGCGAUGUUCAGAUGGGCCAGGAAACGGCGGCGGGGGAUGAGCAGAAUAAUGUGGCGUCGGGGGAGGGGCAGGAAGGACCAGGGGAUGCCGACUCAAACAAGCGCUCGACAAGAAGCGUCGAGGACCCUCGAUAUGAACUCCUAGCUACUCUCAUUGCACAAGGCGUCCCGGGAGAGGAGCUUGGACGCCGGAUGGCGGAAUGGGAGGCGGAGCAUCCUCAAGCGCAACCCCCUUCGGCGGUCGCGAGCGAUCCCCCGCCCGCACCACCCACACAGACAUUCUACGAUUCUGGCUACUCUCGCGCGUCGAUCUACCCGACGUCCGACUCUCGUACGGAACGAGGCGAUCCGGAUGGCGAACAUCGCCAGCGUCCUCCCUCUCCUGGCGCACCCCGAGCCGAUGGUCCCCCCAGUGCAUACCCUCCGCUCCGUACGCGAAACUAUACCGGACCAGAAGGCGGCUUUGUACCUGCUGGAGCCUGGAAUCUCGCAAAUUCAUAUGGACCUCCCCCGCCUGGUUACACAUACUACUCGCCUUUGACCGGAGGACCUCCUGCCCCGCAGGCCGCAUCCGCCGCCUCACCCUCCAAUGGCGCUAGUGCGUCGGCGACGCGCAAGAGGACCGCGCGAGGAGCUGCUAAGCAGGCGAAGGCAAAGUUUGCAGGGAUGGAGGACAACGAUAGCGAUGAAGAUGCAUCCGACUUCGAGGAACCCACCCAGGAUGGCGCAGAUGGUGCGCAAGACCAAGGCUCCAAGGCAGUGCCGAAGCCGAAAGCCAAAGGCAAACGGAAGUCAGACGGGACUACCGCCGCAGCGCGUAAGAAGCAGAAGAAGACCGAUGGCGGCGCUGAGGCUCCUCCCGUUUCCGAGCCCGCCGUCAUGCAAGACGCUACGGCGGCGUCCGCAUCGAACACUGGUCCCUCUGAGCCAAUGCCCAGCAACGAGGGUGACGCAAGCACCUCCUCGCCUUCAGCUUCUGGUAAGAAGGCCAAUCCACGCGUCAAGAACAAAUGGGCUUGCGACUACUGCUCUGCCACCUUUACGCGCAAGUAUGACCGCCAGCGGCAUCUCGACAGUCAGAUCUGCAAGACGCGCUCCGGCAAUGCUAUGGCCGCAGCUUCCCAUCUCACUUCUGCCGACGCGCUGCCGCAAGAGCCCUCCACCGGCUCCACUGUCGUACCCGUACCGCCGCCUCCCAGCGAGCGCGACGUCGAGCGCACGUGCACGAAGUGUGGGCACAUCUUCGCUCGGCGGGACGCGUACUUGCGGCAUAAGAACAGCGACUUCAACUGCGAGACGUGGAAGGGGACGAAGGGGCGUAAGGGGCGCGGUCGACCGACGAAGAACGGGUCGAUGGCGCCAGGACAGCUCGCCGCUGCUGCGGAGGCAGCGGGGAUCACGAUUGAGCAGGGUGGACAGGGUGGAAGUCCAGAGGCCCAAUCGCAGCAGCAACAGCAACAAUCACCGCCUGAGCAUGGUCCACCGCCGGUGGGCCAACCGCUCAUGUUUGCGAAUCCUCUUAUGCCGCAACAUAUGCAGAUGAUGAUGAUGCCGCCGGGUAAGCUUCCUAUGAUCGACUACGCUGAAUCGCUGCUCAUGGUGCGACAGGUGUACAACCGCCUCCAGGUAUGCCUAUGAUCCCAUACGGCCCUCCGCCUGGCAUGUACGGGCCUGUCAUCAUUGAUCCGCGAUACCAUCCAAUGCCGCACCCAUACCACCAGUAUAUGCCCCCUCCACCGCAGGGUAGUCAACAGAACGGC